Molecule: messenger RNA, 3747 nt
Organism: Pieris macdunnoughi
Lineage: Eukaryota; Metazoa; Arthropoda; Insecta; Lepidoptera; Pieridae
Source: the annotation of a GenBank genome assembly
AUGUUGUGUGCAAUGAGUUUAAUAAGUAACGAUAUGGAUAAGGAUACAUCUUCUCAAAACUGUAUAGGCCUACGUAGUCAUUCAGCCCAAGGCCUAGGCAAUAAUUCUAGUCCUUUAAAAAUACCGUUGCCACCUCGAUUAUGGAUAACAGAUAUAGAAGAUGAGUCUUCAGAUGAUAUGAGUAGUUCUCGUGAAGAUGGAGUUGUACAUGUGGAAAGAUCACGAAUGCGGUCUCGUUUUAGACAUCAUAAGCGGGGGACAUCCAACUGUAUACCCCUUGGAAUAUUUUGGGAUAUUGAAAAUUGUCAAGUACCCCGUGGAUGUUCAGCUAUUGAUGUGGUAGCAGCAAUAAGAGCAAAAUUCUUAGUUGGCAGAAGGGAAGCUGACUUUGUUGUUGUAUGUGAUGUAAGGAAAGAAUUGCCAAAUAGACUACAGGAACUCAAUGAUUCUCAGGUCAACUUAAUACAUGUAUGUGGAACUCAAAAAAAUGCAGCUGACGAAAAAUUGAGGCAAUGUAUGCGACGGUUUGGAGAAUUACACCCUGCCCCAGCCUCUUUACUGUUAAUCUCUGGGGAUAUUAACUUUGCAGCUGAUUUAAGUGACUUUAGACAUAGGAAAAAUAUGGAAGUGAUAUUGGUGCAUAAACAGAACACCUCAGCCGCAUUAAUUACUUGUGCCUCCUCACACUUUUGUUAUAAUGAGCUGACCGCACAUCUCCCAAGGAAUCCUAAGGUAAGCCAAACAGAAGAAGAUGAGGAGCCUACAUGCGAAAUGGAAGUUAUAAACUUACCAGUAGACCAACCACCUGAAAGAGUGUCAAGACGGUUGAGAAGACUGGCAGAUAAUUGUGGGGGUAAAGUCCUAAGAGUGACAGCAUCCACAGCAAUGAUGAAGUUUCCUACUCCUGAUCAUACAUCCCGUGCAUUGAAACGUAUGGAGGGCGAAGACGUCUUCGGACGUAAAAUUAGUACGCGUUACGUACGCAGUGCGUUGCAACCCGCGUACUCCAGUGACGAGGGCUAUUGCACUGCGCCUCCUAGUCAGCCUACCAUGUUACCACAGCCUCCAACUCACUUUGUGCUCCCUCAGGUACCACAAGUAGCCAUGGAGAGGGAACAGGUGGCGAAUGAAUGGGCGUUAGCUUUGAAGCAACUACCGGUGCAUGCCGUGCCAUUGGAGUAUUGCCCUCCUCCCAAACCUAGGAAGAUUAGAGGCAGGCAUGGAUCAGCGAGCCUGGAUCAAUCAGCGUGCUCUUCAAGCAAUUGUAGCGUUGAAGACAGCCGACUUGGGAUCGGUCGUUCGAUGUCUCCGUGGAACUCGUCCGCCAGCUUCAGCGAUCAGAGCGAGACUGAGGACACUGUUACAGAGUUAACUGUGGCCAAUCUUCCACCCCAUGAUCCGAAUGUAUUGCAGGACAUGGUUCUAAAGCUACUAAACCAACACGUGCCCGUAUUACGCGUAACCGUUUGGUCCAGCGGGGAAGGGCCAGUCGCGACCGUCCUCCUCCGAUCCGAGGGGGACGCACGUCUCGCAAUAGCCCGUAUCCACAAACGCCGGCUCGAUAACAUCUGGGCGGGUCGCAGGCUCGACCUUUCCCUCGGCAGGCCCUCCCCGGCUCCAAGCCUAGACGUCCUAAGGGCGCGUCUACGGGCUAUCCUCCUAGAGCACAGAGGACAUACGCUGCCACUCGUACGUCUACGUGACGCGUAUGCAAGCAGGCAUUCGUGUGCAAUAACCACAUCGGAUAUAGCUAAGAUUCGUGACACGGUGGUGAUUCAGGAGGGUUUCGGGCGUCUGGUGCAGUUGGUGGACUUCUCGCCGGCGUCCAGUGCCGAAAUGGAGGAAGCGCCGUGGAGGUGCAACGUACAUGCGGCGUUUACGGGGCACGACGACGGGAGUAGGAUACUGCAACCGGUGUUUAUGAAGAUAUCGGUGCUGACGAAUAAUAUAAGGAUGUUGAUGGAGGGGCAUAAUGGCAUUUUGCCUCUUUUGAGUUUUGUGGAGUGUUACGAGUCAAUGUUCCCACCGCUAGUAUGUGACCCACGGUACGGCGUACCCCUAGAGCUGCUCCUGCGCAGCAUUCCCUGUGUUGCUGUGAAGGACAGUCCCUCACGACACCUUGCCUGGGCCGAACCGCCGGUUCUGCCUCCACCGUUUGAUAGUUGUGAUAUAUCUCGAGUCCGUGGACGCACUGCGCCAGCGUUGGAGCCGAUGUUGGCUUUAAUUGAAAAGGAACUCUUGGACCUGCUACGGGCCCAACCCAAGUGUUCUAUACAAUUUAGCAAGUUGAUUCCAGCCUUCCACCACCACUUUGGUCGUCAAUGUCGAGUAGCUGACUAUGGAUUCACCAAGCUACCUGAUCUCCUCGCAGCUUUGAAUAAGAGUAUUGUGGUCCUCGGUUCGGGGUCAUAUCGUAUCAUAACUAUUUCCGCCUCCGCUCAAAGUCGUCGUUGGACAUCUGAUGUCUUAAAAAUUCUGAACUCUCAUUUGGGCCAAGCGAUUCACGUCCACAACUUCGCCCAGUACUACCAAGCCGUCAUGUCUAGGCCCUUCUCUCCAGUCGACUACGGCGUUUGCACUUUCGAUGAACUUUUGCAGAAAACCUUACCCGGUUGUAUCGUCGUCGGCCCCGAUGGCUCGAUAUCCCUCCCCGUGCACCCUCACGUAAGGGAACCGCAAGACGCUUCUAGAAUCCUCGAAUUCGCCGCCCAAACUGUGGAAAUUCUCUGCCACACGCCGAACUUCCAGAUGGAAUUCUCUCGCUUCGUUCCUAUGUACCACACGUACUAUGGCAAACAGUUGCGUGUAUCGCAUUUCAGUUGUGCCAAAUUGAUGGAUCUCUUCGAAAUAAUAUCCCAAGUGGUGACCGUAUACAACGGGCCAACUGGCGAACGUACGCUGAAAUUGGGCACGCACAUUGCCCGUCCUAUGUUCUCGCAGCGUUUGAAGUCCAUGACACCGAUGGAGUUGGCCAAUUUCCCAAUGCGUUAUACGGCUCAGUACGGGGCUCCCCCUCAGCCGGCCAUUUUGGAAGUUAAGAGCAUUGAAGAUAUGGUUUUAGAUGCAUCGAGCCGGAUCGAAUGGGGGUAUAUUUAUUCCACGGGUGAUAACGCUAUUUGGGUGAAUGCAGCGCUGAUGGCGUGUUACGUUUUAUCUGCUGACCGUAGUGUGGCGCGUGGGUCGUCCGAAGAGUAUUUUGUUACGGCCUAUACUCAGUUGAAGGGGUCACCUCCACAAGUGACUCAGCUCCAAGUUAUGGGGGUAUUAGAAGUGUCAGACCGCUAUGUCCGCCUGGCUCCCUUGUGGCGCACUAUAUGGAGAGUUGUGAUGAUCCUCGCAGAUCACAAACACCCAGUUCCGGCUAUGGAGGUCUUCUUGGAGUAUACUAAGCGAUUUGGACCCACAUUCCCGAAGGCUGAGUUAGGUCUUGAAGCAGUAGUAGCUUUCCUAAAGGAAAACGAAGCCGUAUUCAAACCAGUGUCCUCUGUGGAGGGUCCAACAUGGCACCUCGGUGAGGGAGUUUUCCCUCCUCAGAUGAGGGAGCUCGUCAAACAUAGCAUGGUCUCUGAGGACUACUCUAAAUAUGAUACUCCUCCUGGACAGAAGGGUUCUCGCGUGUUCGAGUCGCCAAAGAGAUUUGCGGGAAGCAUCUGGUCUCCUCCCGCCAGCUCUGUGCCGCUACCAGAUGGGCUGAUCGGACAGGACAAACGUCGCACCCGCCUCGCAGCCCAGUUUGAUUCAGUGUGA